Triticum aestivum (bread wheat) is the source of this 1185-nucleotide messenger RNA. RefSeq lists its product as uncharacterized. Bases 109 to 945 code for a protein of 278 amino acids. Lineage: Eukaryota; Viridiplantae; Streptophyta; Magnoliopsida; Poales; Poaceae. The transcript has 3 exons. The record is from RefSeq and is a predicted model, not a curated record.
UCGCUAUCACUUCUGGCUUCCGCCAAUCGAUCAGCGGCGGUCUGCUGCCUUCCGCCAUCGCCCAGGACGCCGUCCGGCUGCUUUCUGCGGUUUCCGCCGGUCGCCCAGAUGCUGCCUUCCACCAUCGGCGACUGCCAGGUGCUUAGGAAGUCGUUUAUUUCUCAAUCCUCGUUAUGUCUUCGAGAAACAGAAAGCAGGAUUCUGGUUGUAAAAAGUGUAAGAAAAAGGCAAAAGAUAGUAGCGCAAGCUCAAUCUCAAAAGGGUGCUCUUGACAAAUUUGUUGUGAAAGAAUUUCCGUUAAAUUCUGAAAAUCAAACUCCCAAUAUUGUCUUGGAGAAGAUUAGUAUGAAGAUAUUGAAGAUCUCAUUUCAAGAAAUACUAGAUGGAUUCUGCUUUUUGGUAGAACAUGAGAUGGUCACAUCAUUUUGUAGUGAGAGUGUUUACGAUGAAAAAGGGAACCUUCUAGAAGAAAAGCCCGCCGAUUCCUUGGAUGCAGCUGCGAGGAAGAAGAUUUCAACAGUGCGAAACAAGUUGGAAGAUCUAAUUCAAAGAGCCAAGCAAUCAGAUGAAGGCAUGGACUUUUUGGUAGCAAGUGUUCUGAGCAUUGAGGAGCCUCUGAACCAAAUGGUUCCUAAUGCAGUCAAGCACACUAGGCAAGAGGAAUACGAGGCGUUUAUUGGUUGCAACAUUCCUACUCAAGUUGACAUACACCCGCCAAAUGAUGCUCAUUUGGUAGGGAGAUGUAAAAGAAUAAAAAGAGGAAAGGAAAUGAACGGGGAAAAACAAAAGGAGAAGAACAAAGAAGCCAAGGCCAAGGUUGCAUGCUUGUGCAAGACAUGCAACCAAAUAGGUUUUCAUGGUAGUCGCAAUUGUCCAACCAAAAAAGGUCAAGGAAAAGAAGCCAUGAAUGUGCAACCCAUUCUUCCAAAUGGUGCAGCAUCAUAGCUAAAAGUCUUUGAGGAAGGAGAUGAAUUUUGAAUCCCAUUUAUUCGGUUUAGUGAAAUUUGAAUUUAUGUAAUGGAUGCCAACUUGUGCUUUGUCCAAAUAUUUAAGUUAUUUAUAUCACACUUGAUUCUGAACUCUAUUCAUCAAUUGUUGUCACAGAAAAGUACAUGUGCUGAAUAUACUUGAGAAUGCUUGGUGCCGCUGCUUCAUAAAUGUUCUGUAGUUUUCCCUGUUUAUUAA